AGAUUUACGGAAUUGAUCAGUACGUUAUAAACACAAGUGGCCUUUUAUAAUGUCGUCGCAGAACGAUGGAUGGCUUUCAACAGUUAGUAAAUUAUUCUCGAGCGGUUCACGCACUUCUCCUAGUUUCCCACAACAAAGUCGCUUAGAAGUUCAGGAGGAGUCCUCCGUGGACAAUGUAUAUCGGGAUUCUAACAUAACGAAUGGGAGUAUACAUAACACUGGCCCGCCGCGAAGUCUUCGUUACCUUAGUCCGUCUGCGUUGGACGGUGGUUUCUUAAAACCAGGAGUUUCCAAACCCAGGCCAUCAGAAGACAUCUUUGGCAUAACAUCUAGCACGCGGAAAAGAGUGUUGACAAGUGAUGAGCGUCCCGCUACGGCUAUGGACGGCAUUUUUAGUCGCGACAAUCCCAAAAGGUUUAGAAGAGAACAUUUCGGACACAGUAUGCUUGAAACUUUGCACACUAAUACUGAUGAUCUCGAAUCUCCUUGGCUAGAUAGAAGUAUGGGUGGCUCAUUAUCUUGCGUAGAUUUUGCUCAUUCUCCUUGUUCUUCAAAUCGUUCACUGAUCAGUCGUAUUGGAGGCAAUCGCAGCAAUUCUUCAAGUUUAAGUUCGAAAACAAAAGCUAUACUCAACCAUCUUGAACGAAUUAACACACCUGCUAGGGAAGCUCGUAAACUGCCUGUGAUGCGCGGAUCGACAGUACCGUCGGAACGUUGGGCUCCUAUGCACAUUGGUGCUGCUCCUCCUUUAGUUCGAUCUAGUGCUACAGUGCCAUCCCGCAUACAGCUCCUCUCCUCAUCCAUGGCCGCUCAGCGCAAGCCUUACUGGCGUGAUAUCACAAGGAAAACACAAGAGAAAGAGAAGAGUGCAGCCAGGAAGGAGACCAAUGUCAAUGCUGACAAGACAUCGGUGCAUCCCUUAUUUGACAUAGACGAUGAAAGUGUCCGGGGACAUACUGAUUCUACUGGGAAGAUGCAGGAAGCGAGUGCGAUCUCAUCGUCAUCUGCGAACGUUAUUGAUAAGAGUAAAAACGAGAGGCUGGUGCAGAAUGUCUUUAGCGCUAGACAGCUUUUUGAGGACGAAUCUAAUGGUGUUGAUAGCAGUGUGGAUCAGCCUCUAUUUGCGCCUCCUACGAAAGCUGUUCCCUCCACAGAGAUAAAGAAUGAUUUUGUAUUCUCGUUUGCUCCUCCCGUUGAACGUUUACCAGGGAGAGAGCAAUUUCUUCCUUCUACCAGUGACGCAAAGAGUGGAAGCGUUUCGGACGGUGAAGAAAGUGGCACCGACGUUUCGGAGGAUGAGGAGGACAGCUCUCCAUCGGAUGUGGAAGAAGAUACCACAAAUAAAAAUUUAAAGUCUUCCCGUCCACCAACCGCUGCUGACAGCGAAACAUCUGCUGUCAUUUCAUCUAGUAUCACACCUGCGUCCUCGAAUGAUGCCUCUCCUCAGACAAAGGUGGAAUCUUCAUGGGAGUGCCCUGAUUGUUUCAUAACAAAUAAGAACGUGUCGGUUUGCGUUGCGUGCGGUCAUAACAAGGAUGGUGGAAACGCUUCCAAAGCACUUGUCUCCAACAUCUCUUCAUUCGCGAAAUCUGCACCAUCCACAACAUUCAGCUUCGGAUUAUCGUCCGGAAAAUUAGCAAAUGGAAGUAGCAAACCGAGUGUUGCUGCAGCUGUGCCUACAUGCACAAGUGAAUCACCUUCAAAGGGUUCAGACGCUGCUGGUGCUGCCACUGCUAAUGUUGGUCCUGCACCGGCUGUGCUCUCUGUUCCUGUUGCACCCCAAGCUGAUUCUUCUACCACUGUGAAAGCAAUAGAAAAGGAAAAGACGGGGGAUUUGGAAAAAGAACGGAAACCCUGGGAUUGCCCGGACUGCAUGGUUCAAAAUAAGGCGACGGAUGACAAAUGUGUAUGUUGUGGGCAUGUGAUGUACAAAUCAAGUCAGGAGACACCAUCUGCCGCGAAUGUGUUUGGUGACCGUGCAUUCAAACCACCUUCAAGCACUGGAUUUACAUUCGGCUUGAGUGGUGCAGCAGCAAAUGGCGCCACUUCUAUUCCCACUGUUAAAUUCGGUUUCGGAACUAGCUCCAUCAAGGAGGCUCCGGCAGCGAAGGAACAAUCAAGCGCGAUUGUAUCCGCCCCAUCUGUUCAGAACAGUAACGGAACCGUCAUUGCCUCUGUAUUCCAGCCCAAAUCGGAUGUUCAACCUCCUUUGCUAAAAACUGCUUCUUCGCCAUCUUUCGUUCCAACAACUGAGAGCGUGGACAAGCCUCAGACUACCGCUUUCACCUUGGGAGCUGGUUCAUCACUUUUCGGAGCGGGAGCAAAGCCACCUCUUUUUGGAUCGUCUUCAACAUCUUUAUUCAACUCAUCUUCAUCUACCGGUUCACUUCUUACUACACCAGCAACUACAGCGGCAGCAAUUUCUGCUAAUGUCAAUGCUAGUUCACAAGCGGCUCCUACAAACGCUCCCGCACCAUUCACUUUCGGUGCUUCUGCACCAGCGACGUCGAUCAAACCAUUUGGACUAUUUGAUACGAAAAAAGAUGACACGUCGGCAUCUGCUCCUAAAGCGCCAGUAUUUGGAAGCGGGUUGACCUUUGGAACACCAUCAACGGCUCCUAGCACUACUAUGACCGGAUCGAUUACGAGUGGUACUGCAGGGAACGCUGGAAGCACUUCAUCCACAACAUUGUUCGGUUCCUCCAUGUCGAGCAAACCGUUAUUUUCAUCCUUCGGAAGUACUGCAGAAGCACCGAAACCUAUGUUUGGAGCCGCUGUCCCAGCUGCGGAGGCUCCAAAGGUGCCUGUCUUUGGUGCGAGCCAAUCAGUUGCCGCUGAGAAGCCGAAACCACUUUUUGGAAGUACUCCACCUAUCAGCAAAUCCAUCUUUGGAGCUCCUGCUGCAUCGACCACGUCUUCCACCAAUGGAGGGCUUAGCUUCAAUUUUGGCUCGAAUAAUGCGUUUGGAGGCUUCGGUGCCGGAGUCUCUUCCAAUCCCGCUCCAGUGCCACCGCUGUCGGCUACUUCAUCUACCAACUCGCUCUUUUCUGCCGUACAGCAGGAUACUUCAAAACCUUUCCAAUUUGGCGCCACGAUUCCGGAACCAACGUUCCAAUUUGGUCAGGCACCACUCGCUGGUCCGACACCAUUUCAGUUCGGUUCCACACAACCAGCAGCACCUGCUUUCGGAGCCACGGGUAUCACAGCACCAGCCGUGCCAAGCUCCAAUUUUGCAUUUACGUCGAGCAGCACGACGAAUCGAAAGUUGGUGGCUGCUCGUCGGCGUUUGCCGCAACGGAAGUAGUUUGAUCAGACUGUUAUAGUUGUUGAUUGACCCGGUCAUGAUUGUUACUGCCGUGGGUAUAUAAUUGUAUAGUAACUGGUGAACAAUUUAGUUGGCCCUAUCUUGCGCGUCCCGUAUUAAGGCUGUUAGAUGCAAUCAUUUUUCUUUUCUUUGACACUCCUUCCAUUAUCGAACUUUUGUCAUCUUUGACGUGGUAGGGAGGAUAUGUUUUGUUGUGCGUCAUGCAGCUUUCUUUCAUCUUUUUUCAUUGUUGACAUGUCUGUGCAUCACACGAAUCGUUUGUGUUCUGUUUUCGUUCCCAUUCUCUUCUGUUGUUUCAUGAUUUUUCUUAUUAGAGGUUCUAUGAUUGAAUUACAAGUUGUAAUAUUUUUUCGUGAGUCCUAAUAUUCUGUUGACUUUGUGUAUAUUAGGUGGCGAACAUCGCCUGUGCGUAUGAUCUUAAUCUGGCAUACGGCUCACGCUCGCGCCUUGAGUCUAAUAGUUCCAUCUUGGUUAGCACAUGUGAUCCAUGCUUUUGAUUACUGAUAUUGACGUUGCUCUGAUCGUCGUUAUUGAGAUUUCAAUGAAGGUCAAAAUAUAA
Molecule: messenger RNA, 3884 nt
Organism: Cylicocyclus nassatus
Lineage: Eukaryota; Metazoa; Nematoda; Chromadorea; Rhabditida; Strongylidae
Source: the annotation of a GenBank genome assembly